AAAAAAGAAUAUUUAAGAGGGCUCAACCAGAGAAUCGAAUUGCAAUCAUGGCGUUACUAAAGGUGACCGCUUUGGUGCUGUGCGCGGCAUUCGUGUCCGCUCUCCCAGCUGAAGAUCCCGUACUCGGCAGAUGGUCCGAGGGUCUUCGCUAUGACUACAUGGAGGACGACGCCGGAACCCCUCACUUGGUGGACAACUGGCUGAAGCUCAGCGACUUUGAGAAGCUCGCUAGAUACAACCCUGAUGCGUCUAACCGAUACCACCUCUUCACCAGACGCAACCCUCAAAUCAGUCAGCCUCUCGCCUUGAACAACGUCCAGUCAGUUCAGAACUCCAACUUCAAUGGAAGAUCUCGUACUGCUGUGCUGAUGCAUGGUUUCGCUGGAUCCGUCACUUCUGGAUUCAAUACAGUUCUUGUGCCAGCUUUCCUGGCCGCUGGAGACUACAACGUCAUCGUUGUCGACUGGAGCGCCGGCUCCAGCUGGGGACCGCGCGCCGUUGAAGCCGGCCAAGCUGCUGGUCGCUUCAUCAACUGGCUGAACGGCAUCACCGGGAGCACAGCCAACCUUUACACUGUUGUCGGCUACAGUGUAGGAGGACACGGCGCCGGUAUCAUUGCCAGGACGAUCAACGGAAACGUUGGAUACGUUAUCGGAUGCGACCCAGCCGACCGUUGGGACAACCAAUGGCUGUUCAGACCCUCAGACGGACUUUACACCGAGGUUAUUCACACAAACGUGGGCAACAUCGGCAUGCGUCAGCCACUGGGAGACGUGGACUUCUAUCCCAACGGUGGGGUUAACAUGCCUGGCUGUAUGACCGCUCUUUGCGACCAUUACAGAUCAUAUUACUACCUGGGAGAAUCAUUGAGGACCGGUGGCUUCACUGGUAGACGUUGCUCAAACCUCAACCAAGCUCUCUCUGGGAGCUGCAACCAGUCAGGGACCUUGAGGCUUGGAGGACCCAACCCCAAGACUGGAAACUCCGGUAUCUUCCAUCUCACCACCAACCCUCUGCCUCCCUUCUCCAGGGGUUGAGAACCUUUUGUGAUAUUUAUGAAA
Molecule: messenger RNA, 1061 nt
Organism: Trichoplusia ni (cabbage looper)
Lineage: Eukaryota; Metazoa; Arthropoda; Insecta; Lepidoptera; Noctuidae
Product: pancreatic lipase-related protein 2-like
Exons: 8
Coding region: 48-1037 (329 amino acids)
Molecular function (GO): lipase activity
Source: RefSeq, a predicted model, not a curated record